AUGGUAAGUUUCCAAAGUGACAUUGUCAUUAGUCUCCAGAGCAACCCACUGUUACGUUGAAGAUUCAACACUUAAUUUAUCACAAUUAGUAUCAUUGGGCAUGAUAAUAUCUCUAUUAUACUGAUGAUACACUGCUUUUAGUACCAGCCAUCCAAAUAUUUCAAUUAGCUUUUAUGCUGGUUUGCUGAUGAUAUACUGCCAUUAGUAUCAGCCAUCUAAAUUUCUCACUUCACUGUUGUGCUGAUGAUGCUCUGCUAUAUGUACCAGCCAUCUAAAUUUCUUAGUUCCAGACUUGCUUGCUGUUUCAGAGACCAGGUUACUGACAACCAAACAAUGCUAUAUAGGCACUCAAGCACUGGAACUGGCAAACAACUGAUGUUAAAUCUGCAGUGUUUUCUGCUUUUAAAUCAUGUCUCAGAUUGUGUUAUGUACUUGCCCUUACACUUGGUAACAAGUGUCACUUGGCUCAAAAAGCUAACUUCGUUUCAUUGUUUUUCAUCUGAGUAAACUGUACAACACCCCGUCGUUUCAAGCUUUUUGAUAAUAUGUUCUUAAAUUAAUAUUUUUUCAUUGUACACUGGUUGGUAGUUAAAAGUUGGCAAAAUGAGAUUUUCAUCAGGAGACACUGAUGAAAAUCAAGUUCUGCACUGGAGCUUUAAAACUGCAAAGCAACAACAAAAAAAGACAUUAUGUUGUAUUUUAUUUUGUAGGUCUUCAUGCCAGGAGCUCAAGGUGGAAGAAACCGCUUCAAGGAGGCCUUAAAGGUAAAUUUUUUUUCACUAGCUUUUUAUGGCUCUUAAGAUGGAAAAUGGUCCUUAUAAGAUUGUUUCUUUAUUCAAAUUUUAGCAUCAAACAUCUGGAGCUCAAGGUUACAACAGCUGGAAUGUAAGUUUGUUUUAAAGAUAAUUAUCCCAAAGGAACUAUCUAAUAGGAUGAUUUGACUUAUAAAUACAUUAUCCUGUGCCAUGAAAAUUGUUUUUUAGAGAAAACAACAAGAAAAUGCUGACCUUCAAGCACACACCAGGAGACAGAGACAACAACAGAAGGGGAGACGGAGAUACAGCAAUACAAGGAGAGGGAUAUAUACAAGAAAGGAGCAGGUUGAAGCUGAAGAAGUGGAAGAGUGGGGAAUAAAACAAGAGAGAGAAGAAGAAACAGAAACAAGCCCUGCUCCUGACUAUGAGGAGGAAGUAGAGAGUGGGGACUAUGACUGGGAAACAGAGGAGGACGUGGACCGAGAGAGGGAAGGCGAGGAAGAGGAGGAAGAUGACCUGGAGCGGCAGAGAGAACGGGAAAGGCUGGAGAUGGAGAGGGAGAGAGAGGAGCUGGAAAAGGAGAGGGAGGCUGAGCUGGAACUGGAGCAGGAGAAAAUGGAGAGGGAGAGAUUGGAGAGGGAGAGGGUGUUAGAGAGGGAGGAAAUGGAGAGAGAGAAGCAGCUGGAGAGGGAAAGGAAAGAGCAAGAGAGAGAGAGGGAAAUCGAGAGGGAGAGGGAGGACUGGGAGAGGAGGAGGGUGGAGAUGGAGAGGGGGGCUGAAGGAGGAUAUGGUGGGGAGACAGGGCAGCCGUACCCUUACCCUCCAGAGUACUUGUUCCUGAAGGUAAGAGCAGAAAGAAGUCACCUAAAUGCAUUCAUCAUGGAGAAAUACUCAUCUUUUAUUGUUAGCUUUUCCAGAUUAAACAUUUGUUUUAAUCUACUGUUGAACUUGUCAUCUGACAGGGACAGCCGGGAGAGAAUGGAAUACCUGGAGAAAAGGUGAUAAACAAUUGUAUCUGUAGUCAUGCUAGAGAGCUUAUUUCAAACAUUUAAAGACAUAUAUAAAAAAGAACGACAAACACUCAUACAGGCAGAAAUAAAAGGAAAAUAUUAAAAAAAAUACUUGUCAAUCACUGUUAUAAAUUCUUUUUACAUAUCAAAAAAAGGAGCAGGGAGAAGCAGCACAUAUUGAAUCCCAGCCCUUAUUUAUUAUUGAAGAAUAAUUUCUUAUGUAGCUAUCUGUACCUGUGAAUCAUUAAUAACACAUUUAUCUACCGAUAAUAAUAUAAAAGAAAUAAACGUGAAUAAAGUUAGCUAGUCAACAUAAGUCCCACUACCUGGUGAUUGCUAAAGCCUGUCUUCAGCCCUGUAUUUAUUGAAAAAUCAUGACUCUGUACUUCAUACUUCAAGGUCUUAUAUUUAUACUCCAGCUAUGCAGCGAGUCUACUCAACAGUUUCACCACACUGUGGAAGUGGAAAAACUUCUAACAUUAGUACGAACAGUGCCUUUAAGCCAAAUUAUUUCCAAACACAUUUUUCUUGUUUAUUCAAGUUUUCCUUUCUGCACAAUUUUGUCUGAUAUCAUUUCAUUUCCUGAAAUCAUGUUGAAUUAUAAACUGCAGAGACCUCUGGGCUUAUUGAUUGUAUCAAUGCCUUUUUGCUUUAUUUAAAAAGAAUUUGUUGACAUGUCUCAGAGGCUUUUGAUGCUUCUACUUAAUUCUGUUGUUGACAUAGAUCUUCCUCAAGGUCUGAAAAUGUUAGGCGCUGAAAAGUUUUUGCUUUUUAAUUGGAAAAAAAAAGUGGUUUUAAGCAAUUCAGGGUGCCCUUCCAGCCCUCAUCUCUUCUCAGACAAUCCCAGCCCCUGGACCUGUGAAUAGAUUCGAUUGGCAAAGUCCAUUAUGGCUUUUAUUGGAGUGGUUGGAGGACUGAGAUAUGUGCAGCUGAAACACAGACCAAAACCGGGAAUAAAUCUUCAAGGAGAGGCAUCACCAAGACAGAGAGAGAAAAUAUGCUAAUAUUUUUGAAUGAAGUGGCUUGAAGUGAAACAUAUCAUUUUUCUGUCAGGAUUUACUGAAUCACUGGAAAUAGUCUCACUGAUUUAAGGCGUCAUUAUCAUCAUCCUGAGAUCACAGAGCAAAAAAUGACAGUCGCCACAUAAAAUUCACCUUCGGUUCAUAAAAAUAUCAUCGCUGCUUUCCCCUCCCACCCACAUUUCAUCAGUCAGUGACAUCAGGACUUCUCAGCUGUCUCGUCUGUCAGGUCAGCCAGUCAACUCCAGGCUUUUGAAGUCCUCUUGUCUGUAUUUCUAUUUGACUGAGACAACAGAUUAAAGCAGACAUCAAUAAUUCUCCUUGUGGAAGCUUGAUUUUAAAUUUCAAUUGUGUUGGUUUAUUUUGGUUCAUUGACAACAAUGAACUGAGGAGCACCUUCUAACCGAUGCGCUGAAUUUUCUCAGGGUGAAAUUGGAGAGAAGGGGCAAAAGGUAAGUAUAUUUAUUCAUAAACUGAACAUAUUUUAUUUUGAAAGAGUUUAAUUGACAACAAUGGCAGAGAAAUAUUGUAGAGACACAUUUUUUUGUUGUGUGUUAUAGGGAGAACCAGGCAUCGGCCACAGAGGUCCAGAAGGACAGGCUGGUCCUCCAGGACAAAAGGUGAUUUUUUUCCCGUCAUCACUCUUAUAAAGUAAAAAGAAAGUGAAAAUGUCUUCUUUACAGCUUUUAACUUCUGAAUCAAUUACUCCUCAGAGUCUUUUCAAUCAUUUUAACUUUAAAUGGCUUUGUCUCCCGCUGUGGUUUUAAUUUAGGGGAUGUAAUUGGCUCAGUGACUCACCCACUCAUUAAAAUUGUGUUUGAGGACAUAAACUGAUAAGAGGGAAGAAGGCCUUCAAUUUGAACGUAGUUAAUCAAAAGUGAUAAUGAAGUGAAAAAAACUGACCUUUUACCAGAAGUCUUCCAGGUACUUUACUUUGUCUUUGUUUUUCAGGGGGAACCAGGUGAGUCAGGGCCUCCUGGUGCUCAGGGCAUUCAAGGUAUCAGUGGCAACCCAGGCAUCCAAGGCUCCCUGGGCCUGAGGGGACCGCCAGGGUAUCUAGGAGAGCCAGGCAGAGAGGUGCAAAAUUAUUUAUCAACCUGAAGUUAGUUUCUGCUUGUUUUUGAUCGAGCAAGCCCAAUAGUAUGAGUAUUGGUGAAGUGAGAAAGAAUGCAGAAGUUUGAAAAAUAGGUUAAAAAUUAAAUGGUUUUGAUUUUGUUUCAGGGUGAGCGGGGUAAAAGAGGAAAGAAUGGAUCACCCGGACCUCCUGGACCACGAGGGGCAGCAGGACCUCUUGUAAGAAGAAAAUAUUAAAGCUCCUGUGAAGAAGUUUUUAGCUCGUUACAAGACAGGCUUACAUCAAUUCUAAUGAAAGUACACGAGGCCAUCUUCCACAUUUGUACAACUUUGUCUGACAUCUGUGCACCUGCUGAGUGACGGUUUGCUGCUGUGGAGACAUGCAACCUAGUCCUCUCCAAAGGGGGCGCCAAACACACCUAAAUAAACAUUUCUUACAGUAGCUUUAAAUCAAGUUUGGAAGUUCUGCCUUCGAUUGACAUAUUAUGUCCUGUCUAUCUUUUGAGUUGAUUAUUGAAAUCAAACUGACUUUGAAUUAUGAAAAAUAAAAUUUUGAAUAUGAAGGACAAACAUACAUAUUUAAAAAUCACUUUAUCACGGCUGAAAAUGAUGUUUAAUAUUCAUUUCUCUGAUAAAGGGUCCUCCUGGUGAGCCUGGAGUUAAAGGAGAGAAGGUACAAACUCUACAGUUAUAUCAUUAAAGAAGUGACUUUUUUUACGCAGUGAUGAUACUUCAUUUUUCUGCACUUUGUUCUGGCCUCAUCAGGGUGACAGUCUUCCCGGUGAACCUGGUGCCAGGGGUCUGUUUGGUUUUCCAGGAAGGAGAGUGAGUUCGAAGGGGCUCAUACACACAGUAAAAUUUGGGGUUUAGCUAAUGUUAAAUGUUAUCACACAGAAGGUGAAGGAUAAUCUCCUUUUUUUUACUAGUCAAGGCUGUAGACAUCACUGUAUAACUAGGAUUUAAAUAAAACUUCUUUUUUUUUCAGGGUGAAAAGGGCGCUCCAGGUAUUAAAGGAAUUCUAGGGCACAUAGUAAGCAACUUUUCAAAACCAAAAACAUAGUGUUUUUUUUUUUUGUUUUUUUUUUUUAUAUCCACUUGGAGCUGAAAUUUCUCUUCUCUUAACUUUUUUAACAGGGUCCAAAAGGUUUGAGGGGCAGCAAAGGUGAAAAGGUAAGCUGCUUAAGAGAUGAGGAGGCUACAACUUUGAGGUUUAUUUUUUGGUGUGUCAUUAAUGUUAAAUAACCCUAAAUAUUAUUACGGUUGUCUGUUAGGCAAUAAUCUCAAUGGCACAGUCAUUUCUUAGCUAGCAUGUGCAGACUAGGGCUGUUGCAGCACAUCUUACAGUCUUUCUUAGAGGAUAGACGAAGAGGAAGAAGCAGUCCUUGGAGAGAUGAUGAGGCACUUUUUAAUAUGGACUUUUUAUUGUGAUUUAUUGUGAAUAUAAAGACAACAUGAAAACUGGUGCCUCUCUGGGUGACUAAUCAAUUGAACAUUUAUAAUUUCUACAUGUUGAUUUAGCUGUUUUCUUGCAGUUUCAUAACUUAGGAUCUACCUUCAACGUAAAAGGAUAGUUUGAACAUGCAGGAAAUGAAGCAUUCUGAACACAAGGUGGAAUAGAAUUUCAGAAUAAAAGCAUGAAAAUUGAUUAAGGGGCAGUGUUUGCUCCAAAGAAGUGUUUGUCACAGGGUUAGUGGGUGGAUAAAUUAUAAAUUUGAACAUAUUUAGAAAUAGAUGAUGACAUGUGAGGUUAUUGCGUGUUUUAGUUAAGUUUAUUAAGUUUGUCAUUUUGACUGAUUGUGUUGUUUUAUUUUUGAAAUAAACUAAACUAAACUAAAACUAAAUCUACAGCAGCACGACAAGUAGAGAGAACCAACAAGUCGAGGAACACAGCAAUACGUGACAGGGAUGAAAAAAACAUAGGAAAUUUGAUUUUGUUCAAAUAUGUUGAUUUAGUUGUUUACAGGUCAAGCAAAACAUAAAAUACAGCACAGUUAGCGUUGAUUAAGCAAUUAAUUAUCAUGAACAAUUAAACAAAAACAUCACCAGCCAGCAAGAACAACAAAAGAGGGAUUAAUUUGGCAUCAUUUUUCAUUAUCAAGUGCAGCUUGUGAAAUAACCUGGUGACUCAAGCAGCAUGUCAUGAAUACCUGUUAACACCCAUGCUGGUUUGUAAUCUCACAACAUAUCACCAAAGUUUUUCACCAAGAGGAGUCGAGCUGGUAACCUUGAUUUUUCUUUAUUUAGAGCAAAGUUUCUUCUUCAUUUAUUUUUAUUCCACGGUGUGUGAAAAGCCUGGAGGUGUUUCAUUUUCUGAGGCUUCUGUGAACUUCCCGACCUUUUUCUCCCUGCAUGGCUGUAAUUUUAUUUACACCUGCCUCACUGUCAGACUGACUCACUCAUUCAACACGACGUUUGAAGAGUAAAAGACGAGGCUGAAUUGGACUUUUCGAUAUUCAGAAGUUUGAACUGACUUCUUUUUAUUCCCUUAAAAAAAAAAAAGGGAAAGUCCCAAAGCAGAGUUCAUUUUGAAGUGUCAGCAGGUCGUGGCUGUGUUGAGAGGAGUGAUGUCAGGGAUGUUUUCAGAAGUUAGUCCUCAUGUGUCACAACUGAACCGAUCACUCCUGUCAAAAGCGGCGAAACCUUUAGUAUGACUACUACUUGCGACAUUUUAUCAAAGGUGAUUUGAGGUCUCAGCUUCCUGUUUUGGCAGCUAGAUUUGAGGAAUUAUAAUCUGCUUAGUGUACUGCCUGACACCCUGAAUUGGAAUGAAGAUCUUUGGAUGUUUUUAUAAAAAGCAUCUUUUUUGCAGGGCGGCCGCGGUUUACCAGGAGUCAGAGGAGAAAGGGUAAAUACUUUCAUUAGUCACUGCAACGCUUCACAUGCAAGUCGUUUGCUCCCAGUUUGUGUAUCAUACAAGACUGCAUGACGUGUACAUGAGUCAUGGCUCAAUACAUCUAUUAUCUAUUAUCUCUUUCCUAUAGGGGAGUGUGCUUCAAAUUCAAGGACCUCGUGGGUUUAAGGGCUCCAAAGGAGAUGCGGUGGGUUCAAAUUUGAAGAUGUCGUCUCUCUACUUCUGUUCAAUUUACUCUCAGAAAGUCAAAUAAAGUGCUGUAUUUAUUCUUCUACUCCACUACAAUAUGGAACCAAAUGUUGUUAUUUCACUCUAUCAUAUUUAAAGCUAUGUUACGGUCUAUGUAGUUUACUCUGUUCUCAUGUUAGUGGAGCUAAUUGACUGCCAAAAUUAACACAAUGUAGCACCAAAAGUAUUACACUUGCACCAUUUUAAAAUACUUUGUAUAACUUUAAUCAAAUAAAGAUUAAGUGCACACCUUUGUCACACAAAGUGAGCUAGCUAACAGGCUGCCCUUAAUUUAUCAGACAUAUAAAACAAAUCUGGACUUUUUAUUUUUGACAUUUUCUUGACACAACUCAGUCAAGAACACAAAGACCUGUGAAGAACUGAGUCUGUGUUUGGUUUCAGGGUGAGCGAGGUCCACCAGGCUUUGAUGGAGAUAAAGGAGAAAAGGGUGAAGAUGGUCCACCUGGAGUCAAGGCAAUCAAUUCUCCUGUUAUAUCUCCGGUCAUUAUUGAGUCUAAGGAAGUCAUAAGAUCUCUAAAAAGUUUAUCAAAUUUUCUUUAAUUGUUUUAAAAGGGCGUCAAGGGUGAUGCAGGUACUAAGGGUGCUUUGGGCCGAUUUGGAGCUCGAGGACCCGUAGGUCAGAAGGUAAAGACACAACAGUAAGACAAGCUCAAGUGUUCAGUGUUUUAUCGUCUUUGUGGAUACUUGAUUGUUGUAUUUUUCAACAGGGAGAGUCAGGAGAGCCUGGACUUAAUGGAGUGAUGGUAAAACCACCGAUAAAAGUAUUCAGUAAACAUGCAUUACUUUGGGAUUAAACAGAGACUAAACACCAGGGAUGUGAUUUAAGGGUCGUAAUGGAGACGAUGGAGUGGAUGGGACCAAAGGGGACAAAGGAGAUUUAGGACUGCAGGGCCAGAAAGGCGAUCAGGUACACUAAAAUUUAAAAUACAACUAACUAUAAAUUAUAAUAUAAUUCCUUAAGCUUUAACAUCACUUUGUUUUUGGUAGGGGGAUCCAGGAGAAUCAGGCUUACCAGGAGAGACGGGGGAGAAGGGGGAGAAGGUGAAGACAGCCAUUAUUGGUCUCAGCUGUCCCACUGAUAUAUUGUUUUUCUCAACUUUGAUCCCUUGCAGUUGUGUUUUGAAGUUGCAGGUUGUCGGUGUGUACGAUAUUGCUCUUCUGCUUUGGUAGUCAUGUUUCAGUGUGUCGCCCGCUGUUUCAGGGUUUCAGAGGUUUACCCGGGCGCAUAGGGAGUCCAGGCCUAGAUGGUGAGAGGGUAGGUGUCUAACUGGCCCAAGGCAGAGUUAUAUAUUAUUUUAUCAAACUAAGAACCCAUGACUGAGUGUUUGUUAUUUGUUGUUUGAAACAGGGAGAUAUGGGGUUAUCUGGUGCAGCAGGCAUACCAGGAUUAAAUGGACUAACAGGGCGGAAGGUGAGCUGCCAUGAGUGCUCUUAUUUCUUCCAGCUCUGCCCCCUUCAUACUCAUACUCAGUCAUACAUCAUGUGUUAUGGAUACAGGGUGAUAAAGGACAAGGAGGUACAAAUGGUGCUGAUGGCGAGCAAGGAGUCAAAGGAGAAAAAGUAAGAAAGCAGCCCUUACAACGCUGCCCAUCAUCCAGAUUUUAAUUACUUUUAUUUUGGAGCACUUGUGUUUGUGUCCUACAUGGUUUUGUCUCCACGUAGGGAAAUGCAGGUUUCCCAGGUUUCCCAGGAUUUAAAGGAUCAACAGGGCUUCCAGGAAGGGAUGGAGAUGAUGGACCACCAGGAGCACCAGGACCCCGUGGGAACCAAGGGUCAAAGGUAGGGUAUUUCUGCUCUUUUAGUACAUUUAGAGCGCCCCUACUGGUACUGGCUCAUAAUUUCAAGCUAUUAAUGGCAUAUUACUGUGCUUCAAAGUGGUAGAGAAACAAAGAUUUAGUAAUUGCAAUCAAAGUAAAUCAUCAGUACAGAGAAAUAGUCCCUAAAUGAACACUACAGAUGUUCCUCUAGCCGUAUGUAUACUAUUAAAGCCUUUCUCUAUGAAAUAUACACGUAUGAGAACAAGCUUAUUAGUUCAUAAAAGAGCAACAUUUAGUAUGUAUUUGCACAAAUGUAUAGAUUAAUAUUCUUCCUUUAAUGAGGUGUAAAAGAAGACUCGUGCAGAGAGGACCAAAGGAAGUUCAGCCUGAUUUUUACAGUCAUCAUAUCUGUGAUUGGCAGCAUUAGCUCUGUAUACUGCAGUUAAAACAAUGGGACAUAUCCUUAAUCAACACUCUCUCUCACACACACACACAUACACACACAGGGUCUAUUUCUGUGUGUAGUUGUUAAAUUAGGUUUCACUCAAUCAGCUCUUUUCAGCCAUAAUUACCAGACUCUGUGUUGACAGGGAGGCUGUAAACCUCUAACAAGGAUAUUUUAGGAUGAACUCUAAUUACUGUCUCUUUUUCAUUCUAAUGCACUAAUGGAAGUGUUGUGAUGUGACACCGUGGACUCUUCCUUGUUAGCAAUGAGGUUUUUAGUUACACAGACUAUAUGUUUUUUUUAAUUAUGUUUUACACAGGGAGAGCGCGGCAGACGGGGCAGAUCUAAACCAUGUCAAAAAGGAGCAGCAGGGACUCCAGGACUGAGAGGAGCCAGUGUGAGAGUCUUACACAAACACACUUUACCCACUGGACAUCUGCUAAAGACAAUAAUACUCAGUUCCUCCUCAAACUAGCAUCUCACACACAAUGUUUUCUGUCCUCAGGUCAAAUCAAAUCACCUUAUUCUUCACUCAUAUUAAUCUCGCAGUUUGUUUACACUGUUUUGCCUUUGAAAAUUCCUCCCAAACUUUAUUUUUUAUUGAAUCCAGCUGUCUGACAUGAAAGUUUCAUCUCUCAGUUCUCUACAUGUAUCGGUACAUUGGUACAACAUGACAUGAAUGUGUUGUAAUUCCUCAUUACAGGUGCUGUUGACUGGCUAGGGAAAUAAAUAUACACACUGUGAAUAAUUUUGAUUUAACCCCAUUUAUGUAUUUGAAGUCUGUAUUUUGUAUGGUGUGUUCACUACAGGGUUUAAUUGGCACUGAUGGAGGAAAAGGGGAGAAAGGAGAACCUGGACUCUCAGUACGUCUACACACAAUCAUGCACUCUGACAUGUGCGUUUUAAUGUAUUUUAUGAGUGUAAAGUUUGAAAUCAUAUUGAAUGUUGUUUUCUCCUCACCAAGGCUGAAGAAGUGAAGGAGCUGGUCACUCAGGAGGUGGUAGAAAAGUGCGGUAAGAUCAUGCGUGUGGGCGUGGAGUGUCAUGUUCUUCACUCGUAUUUUUUGAAGCCUCUCUGGAUGCUCGUACUUCUCUCUACAUGUAUCCUCGAGUGACUCCAGAUAGGCCUGUGUACUGUGGGAAAAUGUGUAUGUACAUGUGUCAUUUUUUUGUGUGUGUGUGUGUGCUUGAGAUCACCCGUGGCAGCAGUAAGGCACCCAUGUGUGUAGUGCCAUCUGUUAUGUUCUCUCAGAGGAACACACACCAUGGUGCCCUCAACAGUGGAGCCAUUCACAAACAAGAAACUGUUAUUAAAUCAGUCAUCUUUCCAGGAAUUCACCAAUUCAAGAACUCAUAAAAGUCUGUGAAUUUUUCAACCUGGGGGGAAACUGACACUCGUCACUCUCGAGAAAAGCACUUCUGUAGUGAACAAUUUUUUACAUUCAAUCCCAAAUUAAUCUUUUAAUUGAUUUCAAAACAAAUUUGUUUUUAUUCUUUUUACUUUUUUGUUUUUUAAGAAUACAUUAAUGCUUUCAAUUGUCUCUCUCCUGGCGUUGGUCUUGUUUUAGAAAAUCUUAAGAGAAGUGUACUCGUUUACUUUUAUAACUAGACCUGAAAACCAUUAUACAGUUUAUUAGGUUAAAGCUAUAGUAUGUAACUUCCAUCCCCCACUUGAGGAUUUCUGCGUUACUACAACGAUACAGCCGGCACUUCAAGAUGACAUAUGGCCCAGUCUAACCCGUACACAGAGUAACACUCAGUAUCAAGGCAACAUUUGUAGAAUAGAAUAGAAUAGAAUAUUCCUUUAUUGAUCCCCCAUGGGGGAAAUUUUUUUGUCACAGCAGCAUCACAGACAAGCCAAAAAGUGCACAAAUGCAGUUAUAACAAUAAGGGUCCUAAUAUUAAGAACUUAAAUAAAUGUAAUAAGAAAAAAAUUAGAAAAGGGAGAAGAAAAAAUAAAGCUUUCUACAAUAUACACAAUUUAAAUGCCAUAAAAAAAGUGGUGGUGUCGGACCUUAGUCUGAUCUCCACUCUGCUUCUUUGGGUUCUCCCCCAUGUUUUUUCUAGCAGCGCUCUCCUCCCCUCUCCCUUCUCAUUGUCAGCUAAGACCGAGCAGAACACGUCAUUUCCUGUGCGCCAGCGCAGGAAUGUCGCCAAAGACCCUAAAUACAAAAAGAACAAAUAUACUGCGAGGUGUUAGAGGAGACAAACUUAAUCAGCUUUGUCUCAUCUCCUCUUGUAGUGUCUUGGGUGAAACAGAUGUUUACAGAUAUGUAGAAAUUACGCACUAUAGCUUUAAGUUAUUUGAUAGUGUAAGACUUAUCUACUUUAUUUCUUCAAACUUCAUAAUUCUGUCGAAGAUUGAAAACAUUAAAGCCAUCAAAUUCUAUCACAAUCCAUGCAUUUACAUACUUAUUUAUCCUGUUUUUAUGGCUGCAGGGCUGGAGUACAAGUUCAUGGUGAAGUCUGUGGAUCCAGAUGGAACAAACUCAGUGACAGAGAAGAACAGUGUCACGGGUGAUGUGGUGAUAUCCCUUAGUCGUGACCCCAACAAAGAGGAAGCGUAUGAAUACGGUGAAGAGGUGUACGAAUACGGAGACAGUGCGGGAGACAUGACAAGUCCUGCCCCUUUGAUCCCUGAGAAAACAGGAAUUCAAAAUAACAGUACCGGUGAGAUUUAUCACUUCAACCUCUCGCAUCAUGUCGCUUGUUACUGUGGGCUUGUCAUCCAGGCCUGAGGGCCGAACUCACAGAUGCCUGAGAUACUAUCAUAUUUGAAAUGAUGCUGUGUGACCAUGUGUGUCCGAGCUAAAUGAUUGCAUAUUUCACACUCUAGUGUAACAGCUGCUGUAUUCUUCUGGUGUUUGGUUUUAGCUUUUGAUGUCUUAGAGCCGUAAAAAUGCACUCUGAGGUGUUCGGAUCAGGACUGUCAUGACGUCAGAUUUUCAUCUUAUGAUUAUUGUAGCCAUAAAAUAUUGUGAUAUUUAUGAAAAACAUAACAUUUUUGACAACACGGUUAGGAAAAUGUAUAAGAAUAAAAUUAUACAUAUAAAGUAUAACAAUAUUAAUACCUUCUAGCAUGUUCUAUCAGUGUUUAUCUUGUUUUAGUCCAGUUUAAAUCUUGGCUAGAUGUGAUUUAAAAGUGUUUUAACACUUAGAUAGUACAAACAUCCAUCAACAGCUAACCUUAAGACACUUUUAUCUGAUUGAGGUAAAACUUUUAUUCUCUGACUGAUGUACUGGUUUCAGUUUUUUCCAUGAAACGUAAUAUUGAAGAUUUUUAAAACACAGGCGCUUCAAGUCAAAUGAAACUCUCUCUGUGCCCACUGUGUUUAACCCUUCCGGGCUCUUUAGAUUGACUUCCCUCUAAAGUCCCUCGUGGCCGAAAAAAGCCACUUUUUUUGUCGGCUGUAAAAUCAUAUUGGAUUAAUAUUUUUUUCUGAUUUUUUUUCACACAUCUCUUAUUUUACUUCUGCCCUGUUCGAAACUAGCAAAUGUUUCAUUGAAAACAAUUUUUUUUAACCCUUUAAGUGCCAAUUUAAGACAAAAAGUCACAAAUAUAGCAAAAAUUUAAGGAAAAUGACCCAUUUUUUUUAUAAAACAUGAUCAGAAACUGGUUAUCUCUUGCAGGGUAUCAAAGUCAUGAAUAUGUCAGAGAUUAGUAAUAUCAUUGGCUUUGAUGCAUUUUAAGUUUUUCUGUAGCAUCAGAUUUAAUGAAAAACUGCGUUUGGCGCCUCCCAGUGGCCAAAACUACUUUGUCUGCUGUAAAAUCAUAUUGGAUUAAUAUUUUUUUCUGAUUUUUUUCAUACAUCUCUUAUUUUACUUCUGCCCUGUUCAAAACUAGCAAAUGUUUCAUUGAAAAUAAAAUUUUAACCCUUUACGGGCCAAUUUAAGACAUAAAGUCACUUAAAAAGCAAAAAAAAAUGGAAGGAAAAAUUUAAGGAAAAUGACCAAUUUUUUUUAUAAAACAUGAUCAGAAACUGGUAAUCUCUUGCAGGGUAUUUAAGUCUUGAAUAUGUCAAAGAUUAGUAAUAUAAUUGACUUCAAUGCAUUUUAAGUUUUUCUUUAGCAUCAGAUUUAAUAAAAAACUGCCUUUGGCGCCUCCCAGUGGCCAAAACUACUUUUUCUGCUGUAAAAUCAUAUUGGAUUAAUAUUUUUUUCAGAUUUUUUCAUACAUUUCUUAUUUUACUUCUGCCCUGUUCAAAACUAGCAAAUGUUUCAUUGAAAAUAAAAAUUUUAACCCUUUAAGGGCCAAUUUUAGUCAUAAAGUCACUUAAAAAGCAAAAAAAAUGGAAGGAAAAUGAAGGAAAAUGACCAAUUUUUUUAAUAAAACAUAAUCAGAAACUGGUAAUCUCUUGCAGGGUAUUUAAGUCUUGAAUAUGUCAGAGAUUAGUAAUAUAAUUGACUUAGAUGCCUUUUAGGUUUUUCUGUAGCAUCAGAUUUAAUGAAAAACUGCGUUUGGCGCCCCUCAGUGGCCAAAACUACUUUGUCUGCUGUAAAAUCAUAUUGGAUUAAUAUUUUUUUCAGAUUUUUUUUCAUACAUUUCUUAUUUUACUUCUACCCUGUUCAAAACUAGCAAAUGUUUCUUUGAAAAAAAUUUUUUCAUCCUUUAAGGGCCAAUUUAAGACAAAAAGUCUCUUAUGAAGCAAAAAAAUGGAAGGAAAAUGGAAGGAAAAUGACCUUAUUUGCUUCAUAAGAGACUUUUUGUCUUAAAUGGGCCCUUAAAGGGUGAAAAUUUUUAUUUUCAAAGAAACAUUUGCUAGUUUUGAACAGGGCAGAAGUAAAAUAAGAAAUGUAUGAAAAAAUCUGAAAAAAAUAUUAAUCCAAUAUGAUUUUACAGCAGACAAAGUAGUUUUGGCCACUGAGGGGCGCCAAACGCAGUUUUUCAUUAAAUCUGAUGCUACAGAAAAACCUAAAAGGCAUCUAAGUCAAUUAUAUUACUAAUCUCUGACAUAUUCAAGACUUAAAUACCCUGCAAGAGAUUACCAGUUUCUGAUUAUGUUUUAUUAAAAAAAUUGGUCAUUUUCCUUCAUUUUCCUUCCAUUUUUUUUGCUUUUUAAGUGACUUUAUGACUAAAAUUGGCCCUUAAAGGGUUAAAAUUUUUAUUUUCAAUGAAACAUUUGCUAGUUUUGAACAGGGCAGAAGUAAAAUAAGAAAUGUAUGAAAAAAAAUCUGAAAAAAAUAUUAAUCCAAUAUGAUUUUACAGCAGAAAAAGUAGUUUUGGCCACUGGGAGGCGCCAAAGGCAGUUUUUUAUUAAAUCUGAUGCUAAAGAAAAACUUAAAAUGCAUUGAAGUCAAUUAUAUUACUAAUCUUUGACAUAUUCAAGACUUAAAUACCCUGCAAGAGAUUACCAGUUUCUGAUCAUGUUUUAUAAAAAAAAUUGGUCAUUUUCCUUAAAUUUUUCCUUCCAUUUUUUUUUGCUUUUUAAGUGACUUUAUGUCUUAAAUUGGCCCGUAAAGGGUUAAAAUUUUAUUUUCAAUGAAACAUUUGCUAGUUUUGAACAGGGCAGAAGUAAAAUAAGAGAUGUAUGAAAAAAAAUCAGAAAAAAAUAUUAAUCCAAUAUGAUUUUACAGCAGACAAAGUAGUUUUGGCCACUGGGAGGCGCCAAACGCAGUUUUUCAUUAAAUCUGAUGCUACAGAAAAACUUAAAAUGCAUCAAAGCCAAUGAUAUUACUAAUCUCUGACAUAUUCAUGACUUUGAUACCCUGCAAGAGAUAACCAGUUUCUGAUCAUGUUUUAUAAAAAAAAUGGGUCAUUUUCCUUAAAUUUUUGCUAUAUUUGUGACUUUUUGUCUUAAAUUGGCACUUAAAGGGUUAAAAAAAUUGUUUUCAAUGAAACAUUUGCUAGUUUCGAACAGGGCAGAAGUAAAAUAAGAGAUGUGUGAAAAAAAAUCAGAAAAAAAUAUUAAUCCAAUAUGAUUUUACAGCCGACAAAAAAAGUGGCUUUUUUCGGCCACGAGGGACUCUGGAGGGUGAAAAUUUGUCCUGGCUUUAUUAUUGACCUGGUGAAAAUGUUGAAUUCAUGUUUUCGAGUAGAAUUUCAAAUUAAGCUUAGAAAAAAAAAUUCAUCACAUUUGCUGCAGUAAAAAAAAAAAUAUGUCCAAAUAAGUCUCUUGUUUUUUCGUCAAAUGGCCGAAUUCGGCCACAGGGACCCGGAAGGGUUAAUGCUGAUGGUGUGCUGUUAUUGAGUCAUCAGCAGCAGGUCAAAGUAGUUGAACAAAGGGUCAGCAUGUACCAAAAGAUCGCCAGUAUUUGAUGGAGCUCAUUAGUGAACACAACCCCCAGGCAAGAGCAUUUUUAAUACUGAUGUGUUUUGCUUCCCGUUAAAACAACCAGAAAAUAAUCAAACGGGGUCUUUGGCUGUCUUUGCCCAUGGUCAAUGUCAUCAUGUUUAUUCAUAAAACACAAUUACUAGAUGUAAAGUAAUAAUGGUGUAUUAUGCAUGUGAAAUGAUAGAUAUACACAAACACACAGAGUCAGGGUUCAGUGUUUAGACUUGAAGCUUGUGAAUUAGUAAGAAGUGAGGUAUUAGUUCCACCUUUCAGGGUACUGGUAGGGCUUGGGUUCAAAUCUGAGUAGUCAUUUACCAGAUGUGUGUAUGACUCAACUGUGUGUCUAAUGUUUGUGUUACUGUUGAUCCUGUCAUUCAAAUAUAGAUCAACUUCUUUGUACUAAAAAAAGCUAUUUUACUGUUUUCUUUUGUGCAUCAGUAAAUCUUUACCACCUCUAAUUUGUAUUCUUGGAUUUCCCCUCUGUGAUGGUGUUACUGUAAUUCCUCAAUCUAAAUUCUCUGCCUACUGGAUUUGCAUAAUGCUUUUUUUUUGUGCACAUACAAGUCAAACAGGCUGUUGAUGAUGACACUGAGCACUCUCUCCUGACUGUAAUAUGAGUGAAUGUGCCACCUAUGUUUCUGUCAAAUCAUAGUGAAUCUUGAAGUGAAAACUUGUAAAACUUCUUUCUGGUGCUGUUUUCCUUCAGAAGCUUCAGAGGACGGAGCUGCAGAGUGGGGACAGCGGAGGAAAAGACGAGUACUUGGAGUGAAUACUUCUGGUGAGUGGCCAAGAAAGCUGAUUGUCUUCUUAUCUUUCCUCCUCUCCUCUUGUUUACUUGCUUUUUUUUUUGUAUUUUCAUAAACUAUGAGUCAUGAGUUGCUUUACAAAGUUGGAAGCACAAGGUGGGAGAGAAAGAUAAGAGCAGAGUUUUUAAUCUCUGAUUAUUUGACAGCCUGUGUUAGCUUUCACUAGGCGAUUUAAUAAAUAAGGGUAAAAUGCUGUGAGAAUGAGAUCUAAAGUUUAAUGAAGAAAGUUUGUAAGUCAACCUUGUGUCUGAAAUAGAAAAGAUACUCAAAAGUUAGCAGAAAACAUCUAAAUCGCAUUAAAAGCUCCUGUGUUUAAGCUGCUACAAAACAGACUGAAAAUAACUUGGUGUGUUUGUUCAAGAGAGUGUUAAUGGAUGCAGAAUGGUGAGGUAAUGUGUUGAUUUGUAGCUACAUACAUUUUACUAAAUGCACAGGGAUGACAAAACUUUACCAACUCUGUUUUACAGCUGAUCGUUCUCUUGUAAAAAGUGUGUAGGUUUAAUGUUACUUGUCACAGCCACAAUGUUGUGAAGCAUCCCAUAGAUGUCAAAAUAUUGUACACUAUUAUAUAACUCUUUUUCACUCUCCUCUCUCUUUUGUGAUUGAUUAGCAACUGGCUGAUCGAUAAGCUAGCCGCUUGUUGAGCAGUUUCUGACUUUAACCAUCUCACAAACAUUAUGACAGCCUGUGAAGAUAGUUUAUUACAUCACAGCAGUUUCAUUUUAGUCCAGCUUUUCAUAACCAAUCAGAAACAAACAAAAAAACACUUGUCUCAAGGGUGCAGCUGCUUUUUUUUUUUCUAGUUUUGAGGUCUUGUCAGACAUCCUCUCCAGGACUCUUGACAUCUCCUCUUAAUCAAAGCUUAACCAGGUACUUUACUGGAGUGGCUCAAGGCAGUGGGCUGCCUGUACUUAAUCUGCAGGGAAAUGAAGGUUAAUGUAAGUUCUUCAAACAUGCAAAUAAAUUGUGUUUUCAACUUUUUAUGCCUUAUCCCUUUCCCUGCAGUUUUGGCAGCAGACCGUUGCUUGGACCCAAUGUCUGAGGGUGCCUGUUCAGAUUAUGUCCUGCUCUGGUACUUCCAUCCUCGCUCAGGGGAAUGCCGGCCGUUCGUGUACGGUGGCUGUGGAGGAAACAGAAACCGGUUCAAAUCCAGACAGGAGUGCCAGAGCUUGUGUGAGAAGGAGUGGAGUGGUAGGGACACCCAAUCACAUCACAGGGGAAGUAUCCACUGACACAGCUGAUCAGAU
This is a messenger RNA of Xyrichtys novacula (pearly razorfish), 17484 nucleotides long. Lineage: Eukaryota; Metazoa; Chordata; Actinopteri; Labriformes; Labridae. The record is from the annotation of a GenBank genome assembly.